Rhinocladiella mackenziei CBS 650.93 is the source of this 720-nucleotide messenger RNA. RefSeq lists its product as uncharacterized. The transcript is spliced from 2 exons. NCBI's taxonomy places the organism in Eukaryota, Fungi, Ascomycota, Eurotiomycetes, Chaetothyriales, Herpotrichiellaceae. Bases 1 to 720 code for a protein of 239 amino acids. The record is from RefSeq and is a predicted model, not a curated record.
AUGUACAAGCGUCAAAAUCAAAUCAAGUUGGCACAUGCGAAAACAUUCGACUGGGUCUUCAGGACUCAGGGGACAACUCCAUGGGACGACUUUGUCGAAUGGACUCAUCAAGGAACUUCCCCUUACUGGGUGCUUGGGAAACCGGACUGCGGGAAAAGUACAUUCAUGAAAUUUCCCGCAAGUCAUCCGAAAACCACAUCCCACAUGAAGGCCCGCUACGGUGGCCCAGACGGCGGUAGCGAUCCAUCUGUUUUCGAGCUCAUGGUCGCAACGGACAAGGAAGUCCGUCACAUCUACCUUGAAAAAGGGCUAGACGAUCAGGAACAGAUGGUGCAUGUGCAAUAUGGACCACUGGGAUUCCGAGUCGAUGACUCAGCAGAUGCGACCGACCUUCUCGAUGCUGGCCGUGCACUGGCACCGUGGCUGUACACCGAGAACAUGACUCCGUUCCCCGGCAACAUCUACGCGGCCCACGUCGAGCUGGGGACGAAAGUGAAAGAAAUCCAAGAUCGGAGCAUACAGCAAGACGCAUUUAAGUUCUUGCUAGAUCGAGGUUGGAUAAAAUACCUGGAUGACGACGAGGUGCUUCAUCAGGCACCGCUGAUGCAGUACGCAAACGCACCAACAACUCCAGACCUAUUUCGGGAACCAGAAGAGAACCCCAUCACAUCUGCCAUGGCCGCCUUGACAACUGAAACCCGUCAUCUCGGGGGACAUUGA